GGCUGGGAAAUUCGUGCCACUGACCAAGGCCGCCUUUAUUACGUCAACCACAAUGAUCGCACCACCUCGUGGCAGCCACCAGGCAUCGAUGAGUUUGGCGAAUUGCCCGAGGGUUGGGAAAUCCGUCGCGAUGCUCGUGGUCGCGUUUACUACGUCGAUCACAAUUCGCGCUCCACAACCUGGCAACGCCCCAAUGCCGAUCUCCUCAGCCAGCGCCGCCAAUUUGCUGCGGGCCAAACCACUCUGGCGCAGGCUGCACAGCAGCAUGGACAGCGAUCACUCGGCUUUUCAAGCUCAGUGGAGCAACAAGUUGAGCCCCACGAUGAUCGGGGACCAUUGCCACCCGGUUGGGAGCAGCGGCAGACCCCCCAGGGGCGAGCCUACUACGUCUAUCACCCUGCUCGCCACACGCAGUGGGAGGAUCCGCGUCUGCAGGAUGCCAUGGCUUCGGUCGAGACCAUGCCGUUGCCCGCCGGCUGGGAAAUUCGCAGCACCACCGAUGGCCGACGUUACUUUGUCGACCACAACACACGAUCUACCACAUUUCGAGACCCCCGCCUCGACCUGGCAAAGCGAGGUCCGGACAAAAGCAUUCCACAAUAUCAUCGCGAAUUCAAGCACAAGGUUUGGUGCCUACACAAACACUACUGCCCCCAGGUCCAAGGCCAGUUCAAGAUGCCUAUUCGCCGCAGCUCUCUCUUUCAGGACUCCUUUGAUUGCAUCAUGAGCGAGCACCCAGAUGAGACAGGCUUUCGUCGCUUGUUCAUCACUUUUCAAGGCGAGCAGGGUCUGGAUUACGGUGGUGUUGCGCGCGAAUGGUUCUUCCUCAUUUCCCACGAGAUGCUGGACCCCAUGUACUGCCUCUUUGAAUACGCCACCGCCAACAAUUACCAGCUGCAAAUCAACCCCAACUCCCACGUCAACCCAGAGCAUCUGCAAUACUUCCGCUUCGUGGGCCGCGUCGUGGCGCUGGCCAUCUAUCACAAAAAGUUUAUCGACAAUGGCUUUACCCUUCCAUUUUACAAGCGCCUCUUGAACAAGAAGCUUGUCUUGCAGGACUUGGAGACGGUUGAUCCUGACUUUUACAAGAAUCUGUACUGGUUAUUGAAUAACGAGAUUGACGAUCUUGAACUCGGCCUUGUAUUCACGGCCGAUUCCAACGAGUUUGGUGCUGUCAAAGAGGUGGAGCUCAAGGCUGGGGGCAAAGACAUUGAGGUCACCGAUGCCAACAAGCAGGAAUAUGUCGAGCUCAUGGCGAAUUUCCGCUUGAAGCGGGGUGUCGAAGAGCAAACCGAGGCCUUCCUCAUGGGCUUCCAUGAGAUUCUGCCUCAUCAGGCCAUUGAGUUUUUUGACGAGCGUGAGAUGGAGCUGCUUUUGAUCGGCAUGGCCGAGUUUGACGUGGAUGCGUGGGAAAAGCACACCAUUUAUCGCAACUAUCGCAAGAAGGAUCGUCAGGUCGCUUGGUUCUGGGAGGUGGUGCGCGAAUUCACGCAAGAGCAACGGGCUCGUUUGUUGCAAUUUGUGACGGGCAGCUGUCGCCUGCCCGUGGGUGGUUUUGCCGAGCUGCAGGGCAGCAAUGGACCCCAACCCUUUUGCAUCGAGCGUUAUAACGAUCACGGAGCGCUGCCGCGCAGCCACACGUGCUUUAACCGCCUCGAUUUGCCACCUUACAAGACGAAGGAAGCCAUGAAGCAAAAGUUGACCAUGGCGAUUGAGGAAACUGAAGGCUUUGGUUUGGAAUAA
Messenger RNA from Monosiga brevicollis MX1, 1743 nucleotides. RefSeq lists its product as uncharacterized. The record is from RefSeq and is a predicted model, not a curated record. The transcript is spliced from 9 exons. The annotation marks the transcript as partial. Gene Ontology annotation, molecular function: ubiquitin-protein transferase activity; protein binding. Lineage: Eukaryota; Choanoflagellata; Craspedida; Salpingoecidae.